This is a messenger RNA of Pectinophora gossypiella (pink bollworm), 2058 nucleotides long. Its product is annotated as acyl-CoA Delta(11) desaturase-like. Gene Ontology annotation, cellular component: endoplasmic reticulum membrane. Gene Ontology annotation, molecular function: iron ion binding; stearoyl-CoA 9-desaturase activity. Gene Ontology annotation, biological process: unsaturated fatty acid biosynthetic process. The coding region runs from base 114 to 1133 and encodes 339 amino acids. The record is from RefSeq and is a predicted model, not a curated record. The transcript is spliced from 3 exons. Lineage: Eukaryota; Metazoa; Arthropoda; Insecta; Lepidoptera; Gelechiidae.
AGAAUUUCCUGCGUGUUAAGUUUGUAAUUGUAAGGAAGCAUUUCACUAGUUUCCUGUAUUCAAAAUACUUUUAAAAAAUUCAUGUAGUUCUUAAAUCUAUUGUUACCUUUACCAUGGCUCCAAAUACAAAAACUAGUGAGUCUCUCCUUAAAACUCCUGAAGAUCUGAAGUCUUCCGAAGAUACAAAACAGAAGCUAGUGCAUUUAAACUUGUUAACUUUCGGAUACGGACAUCUGGCUGGUCUCUAUGGAUUGUACCUGUGCUUCACAUCAGCUAAAUGGCCCACUAUCUUUCUAAAUUACGUACUUCUCAUCAUUUCUGAGUUGGGCGUUACAGCCGGAGCACACAGACUCUGGGCCCACAAGACUUACAAGGCCAAGCUGCCACUCCAGAUACUACUCAUGAUCUUCAACUCAGUCGCCUUCCAGAACACAGCAACAGACUGGGUGAGGGACCAUAGAAUGCACCAUAAAUACAGCGACACGGAUGCAGAUCCCCACAACUCGAAUCGAGGGUUCUUCUACUCCCAUGUUGGGUGGUUGUUGAUGCGGAAGCACCCUGAGGUGAAGAGGUUGGGGAAAGGGAUCGAGAUGCGCGAUAUCUAUAGCAACCCUGUUCUGCGGUUUCAGAAAAGGUACGCAUUACCAGUGAUCGGAGCAGCCUGCUUCAUCUUACCUACUGUAAUCCCCGUCUACUGCUGGGGGGAAACCCUCAGCAACUCCUGGCACGUUACUAUCUUCAGAUACGUCGUCAACCUGAACGUCACAUUCUUAGUCAAUAGUGCUGCUCAUAUCUGGGGCAACAAACCAUACGACAAGACAUUAAGACCUGCUCAAAACAUUCCAGUUGCCCUACUUACCCUUGGAGAAGGUUUCCAUAACUAUCACCAUGUCUUUCCCUGGGACUACAGGACCGCAGAACUUGGGAACAACAAGUUAAACGUCACAACUUUCUUUAUAAACUUUUUCGCAUGGAUCGGUUGGGCUUAUGACCUUAAAACUGCACCAGAUGAUAUGAUAAGAAAGCGAGUGGAGAGAACUGGAGACGGUACCAAUAUGUGGGGAUGGGGUGAUAAAGAUAUGUCUAAAGAUGACCGGGAGUCAGUGAAAAUUCUUGGAGAGAAGUUUCUGUAGUAUUGAAUGCUUGAAGGACAAGAACUAUAGAAAAAAAAUAAGACUUUUGUGAUAUGUGAAAAGUAUUUUUCUAAGUCUAAUUAAUGUGCUGUUGUUUAUGUCUUGAACAUUGCAUAUGCAACACGUGAUGCAGCGUGGCUCCUUAUUUGCAUUGCAUAUGAAGUGUGUUUUAAUUGCAACGUAGUAAAAUAUAGUAAUAUAAUAUACAGUAAUAAUAUAGUAAAAAGAUCUAAAUUCCUAAAUCACUGAAAUCGGCUUUGAAUUCAUGUUCAGAUCAUGGAUAAUUGUUAUCACGUGGUUUCCAGGAAUUUUACCCAGUUCAUAGCAAAUAUACUCCUCUCCUUUGAGGAUGCAAGAGUGGUGCUAUGUUAUGUUAUGUAUGAUUCUUCUUCUUCUAUCGUGUGGGUUAUGAGGUGGACAACCAACCACAUCAACCCUGGUGUCAGGGCACUAUUACGUAACGACUACUCCCUUACAUCAGUAAAUAGUAAUCAGGACCAACGGCUUAACGUGCCUUCCGAAGCACGAAUCAUCUUACUUUCGGACAAUCAGGUGAUCAGCCUGUAAUGUCCUAACCAAACUAGGGAUCACAAAGUGAAUUUUGUGAUAUGUCCCCAUCGGGAUUCGAACCCGGGACCUCCGGAUCGUAAGCCCUACGCUGAGCCACUGGACCACGGUUACCGUUUGUUAUGUAUGAUAUAGAUAAUUAUGCGUUAAUUUAUAUUUAUGUCUGCAUGUGGUAGAUCUGAAGGCGUUUUUGAUGCGCCUGAGUAAUAGUGAGAUGCGUACCUUCCUGUGUACAUAUAGUUUUAUUUAAGGUAAGUUUUUUUUCUACCAAAUCACAGUGGAAUGUCGUAAUGAAUACUGAGAGUAUUGAAACGACGAGAAUAUGCUAUUUAUAUUAAUUUAAUAAACUUUAACCCUA